AUGCCAACCCAGGACCUCCCGGAAGACAUUCUGUGUGUACAGCCAGAGACUGGCCCACCGCUCAGAGCCUGGUUCCUCUGGUCUAUACAGCCAGAAGAGCACAGGCCCACCGCUCAGACCUGGUUCGGUCUACCCAGUACAGCCAGAAGAGGACUGGCCCACCCUCAGAGCCUGGUUCCUCAAGUCAACCCAGUACAGCAAGAAGAGGACUGGCCCACCCCUCAGAGCCUGGUUCCUCAAGUCUACCUAGUACAGCCAGAAGAGGACUGGCCCACCCCUCAGAGCCUGGUUCCUCUGGUCUACCCACCAGAAGAGGACUGGCCCACCCCUCAGAGCCUGGUUCCUCUGGUCUACCCAGUACAGCCAGAAGAGCACAGGCCCACCGCUCAGAGCCUGGUUCCUCUGGUCUACCCAGUACAGCCAGAAGAGGACUGGCCCACCCUUCAGAGCCUGGUUCCUCAAGUCUACCCAGUACAGCCAGAAGAGGACUGGCCCACCCCUCAGAGCCUGGUUCCUCAAGUCUACCUAGUACAGCCAGAAGAGGACUGGCCCACCCCUCAGAGCCUGGUUCCUCUGGUCUACCCACCAGAAGAGGACUGGCCCACCCCUCAGAGCCUGGUUCCUCUGGUCUACCCAGUACAGCCAGAAGAGCACAGGCCCACCGCUCAGAGCCUGGUUCCUCUGGUCUACCCAGUACAGCCAGAAGAGGACUGGCCCACCCUCAAAGCCUGGUUCCUCAAGUCUACCCAGUACAGCAAGAAGAGGACUGGCCCACCCCUCAGAGCCUGGUUCCUCAAGUCUACCUAUACAGCCAGAAGAGGACUGGCCCACCGCUCAGAGCCUGGUUCCUCUGGUCUACCCAGUACAGCCAGAAGAGCACAGGCCCACCGCUCAGAGCCUGGUUCCUCUGGUCUACCCAGUACAGCCAGAAGGACUGGCCCACCCCUCAGAGCCUGGUUCCUCAAGUCAACCCAGUACAGCAAGAAGAGGACUGGCCCACCCCUCAGAGCCUGGUUCCUCAAGUCUACCUAUACAGCCAGAAGAGGACUGGCCCACCCCUCAGAGCCUGGUUCCUCUGGUCACCCAGUACAGCCAGAAGAGCACAGGCCCACCGCUCAGAGCCUGGUUCCUCUGGUCUACCCAGUACAGCCAGAAGAGGACUGGCCCACCCUUCAGAGCCUGGUUCCUCAAGUCUACCCAGUACAGCCAGAAGAGGACUGGCCCACCCCUCAGAGCCUGGUUCCUCAAGUCUACCUAGUACAGCCAGAAGAGGACUGGCCCACCCCUCAGAGCCUGGUUCCUCUGGUCUACCCAUACAGCCAGAAGAGCACAGGCCCACCGCUCAGAGCCUGGUUCCUCUGGUCUACCCAGUACAGCCAGAAGAGGACUGGCCCACCCUUCAGAGCCUGGUUCCUCAAGUCUACCCAGUACAGCCAGAAGAGGACUGGCCCACCCCCUCAGAGCCUGGUUCCUCAAGUCUACCUAGUACAGCCAGAAGAGGACUGGCCCACCCCUCAGAGCCUGGUUCCUCUGGUCUACCCACCAGAAGAGGACUGGCCCACCCCUCAGAGCCUGGUUCCUCUGGUCUACCCAGUACAGCCAGAAGAGCACAGGCCCACCGCUCAGAGCCUGGUUCCUCUGGUCUACCCAGUACAGCCAGAAGAGGACUGGCCCACCCCUCAAAGCCUGGUUCCUCAAGUCUACCCAGUACAGCAAGAAGAGGACUGGCCCACCCCUCAGAGCCUGGUUCCUCAAGUCUACCUAGUACAGCCAGAAGAGGACUGGCCCACCCCUCAGAGCCUGGUUCCUCUGGUCUACCCACCAGAAGAGGACUGGCCCACCGCUCAGAGCCUGGUUCCUCUGGUCUACCCAGUACAGCCAGAAGAGCACAGGCCCACCGCUCAGAGCCUGGUUCCUCUGGUCUACCCAGUACAGCCAGAAGAGGACUGGCCCACCCCUCAGAGCCUGGUUCCUCAAGUCAACCCAGUACAGCAAGAAGAGGACUGGCCCACCCCUCAGAGCCUGGUUCCUCAAGUCUACCUAGUACAGCCAGAAGAGGACUGGCCCACCCCUCAGAGCCUGGUUCCUCUGGUCUACCCAUACAGCCAGAAGAGCACAGGCCCACCGCUCAGAGCCUGGUUCCUCUGGUCUACCCAGUACAGCCAGAAGAGGACUGGCCCACCCUUCAGAGCCUGGUUCCUCAAGUCUACCCAGUACAGCCAGAAGAGGACUGGCCCACCCCUCAGAGCCUGGUUCCUCAAGUCUACCUAG
This is a messenger RNA of Oncorhynchus masou masou (cherry salmon), 2271 nucleotides long. RefSeq lists its product as uncharacterized. The record is from RefSeq and is a predicted model, not a curated record. Bases 1 to 2271 code for a protein of 756 amino acids. The transcript has 10 exons. Lineage: Eukaryota; Metazoa; Chordata; Actinopteri; Salmoniformes; Salmonidae.